Molecule: messenger RNA, 6203 nt
Organism: Ooceraea biroi (clonal raider ant)
Lineage: Eukaryota; Metazoa; Arthropoda; Insecta; Hymenoptera; Formicidae
Source: RefSeq, a predicted model, not a curated record
CUACCCUCGGCAAGGCCGGUCAGUUCUCGCCCGUCCGGGGAAUACGGGCAGUCGUUCGUGGGAUUGUAUCUUGCUUUCCGUAUUCCGGUCAUUGUCGUCUGUUCGGCGGCACAAACGCGUCCCGGAAAACAAAUGUCACGAUGACGAGAAUGGCUUAAAAAGGCUUGAAAUAGAAUAGAAGAAGAGAUUUAUGACAAGUGUACACGAAACGCGUACUCGAACGCAGUGGGGUGUCUCCCAUGCCUGUCGGGGGUUGCGUUCAUGGUCUCGCUGGUGUCAUUGAUGGGUAAAAGUGUCCUCGCCGAGGGAGGAGUGACAAUAUACACAGUAAAACCUAGGGUAAAACUAAAGGAACAUUUUAAAAGUGAAAGAGUGAAGAAAUCAGAGACAAUAAAAAAGGCGAAAAAACUAUAAAAAGUAGAAAAAUAAACAGUUCGUUUGAUGUUUGUACAAGCAGAAAACCGUAACACUCCAAAAAGAGUAUCAAGAAAAUCGAGAACGCGCUGUUACGAGGACGAGGAGCACUCUACAUGAAACGGUCUUACAAUCCCGCCGACCCUUAAUGUCUCCAUCGUGAACCCUUGGUGAGCCACCCUGCGUGCGAGCGCGCAGUCCUGCAGGAUUGGGAUCGACGUAGUGAGAACGAGGGGAAGGUUGAAGAAGGACAAGAAUAAGGGUGGAUAAGAUGGUAGUGCCGGACGUGGAGCAAGCCAAAAGGCGACUUCAGGACAUAUUGAGACGGGCGCAGAAACUGGAGAUACCGACGCAGGAAGUGAUCUCGACAAGGACGGCGCGUAAAUUACUCGCCAGGACACGCAACAUCUUGACAUGGACCAUCUGGAUCAGCGUGUUCGUUAUCCUGCUCAGCGGCGUCGUCUACGCGCGUUGGCCCACACGGCCCACACGACAGGACGUGGAAACCGUAAGGACCGUCCUGAGGCGAACACAAGCGAGAACUGGACUACUUCAAUGUGGAACUGCAUUCAACGCGAUGAGACUAAAAGGGCUGAACAAGAAAAUCGUUUUAUAUUACGGCUCGCCGCCGCCAUUCCAGUGUAAUAGGAAACAACAGGAUCUAAUUAUAAAUGUAAUGUGCCGCGCGCAAGUCGGCAUCUUGGUAUUCUAGAAUAUGAUGUUUACGUCUUACAAAAAUAAAAUAAUUCAACUCUGUCAAAAAUCUUCUUUCGAUUCUCAUUUUUCAGGCAUUUUUAAAACAAACAUUUUUCUUAGAAUUUUUCGUAAGUUCAUCUUAUCUUGUACCAACACAACGUGAAGAAACAUUUUAGACGUAUCAUGCUACUGUUUGACAAUUAAUGCCUCGUCUUGUUAAGAGUUAAACGUUCCGAUGUUUAUCUUUAGAAAACAGGAUAUUGCUUCUAUCUAUAGUAUAAAAGCUUUAUACUAUAUAUUUUAAGCUUUAUACUCUUUAUAUAGGAUCGCAUAUGCGUCUGUAUAUAGAACAGAUACUACAUAAUUAGAUCUAUUAGAGAUUUCUCCAUUAUCCAAAAUAGAAAAGCACGUUUCGAUAUUAUUUUGGUAUUGCAGCUCUAUAUUGACCCACAUAUAUCAAUCUGAAUUCUGUCGACUAAUUCAGCGUAUUAUUAUUUUCGAUGUCCUCGAUUUCAAUUAUUUUACUGUUCGCAUUACCAUUGCAAACGGAUAACGUUCAGAUCUAAUGGCGAAUUCGAUUGGAUGCACUAGUGUGCACUGAGUACAUACUAAGGCUUGGUUACAAUCAAUUUUUAUAAGAAGAAACAUAAGAAUAUAAAUAUAAAAAUUGACUGUAAACAAGCCUUGGUGUGCACUCAGUGCGCACUAGUGUAUCCAAUCGAAUUCGCCAUAAGUAUACUCGUCUCGACAUAACCCAUUCCUAUAAAUUCCACGGUAUCUUGCAAAACUUUCAUGGCGAAAUCUUAUAUAGACAUAUCACAACGUUAAUUUGAUUUGCGAAAAGAUUCGAAUUCCGAAAAAUUUUACUAUCGACGAGAAACAGUAGACGCGACCGAUGCACAAUGCAAUACGUGAUAUUUAUGUAUAAAACUUUUGUUGUAGUGCAUACGCGAAAAAAAUCGCUGCACUUUGUUUUUUUCAGGUAAUUGCUUUUCUAGAGAAAAAACCGUCACGUCAUCUGUCCAUCCUGUUGUUUUCAAUAUUUACAUACGCGCUUGUCGCAUCGUGCGCGCAAAUCGCAUUGUCGAUUUCGAUUUUGCUUUUUUCUCUGUCGAACUUACAUAUUGACAAAAAAGAAAAAUUGAACUCCGCGAGUUCGUGAGGAGAAUUUUUUGAAUGUGAUAUGCGUUGACCAAAUCGAGAGUUUGAACUAAAAAUCUGAACUUCAGAUUUGUAUAAAUGGAAUAAUAAAAGUUUUACAUUGUCACUUACCGAUCGAUGAUUAUUUCUUAGGAGCGUCUCAAAAUUAUCAAAUCUGAAACAAAAGUUAAUAUUGAUGAAUUAAUCAAUAAAUUUCAAAUUAUUUGUUACUGAAACGAAAACAAAGUUAUUAAAGUUUAUGAUUUAAUCAGUAGUGUUAAUGUUUUGUUUUUUUGUAUGCGUAAGUUAUGAAUAAGGAUUUGUAUUUUUAAACAUUUUAGUUAUAUAAAAAUUAUCCAAAAAUUAUUAUUUUUUUAUAUUACUGUUGUAUAUAUGUGUUAUCAUACUCUCUAUUAUAAUACUAUUGUAUCUCGUUAAAAAUUUGUUCAAAAUAAACGUUUUUAUGAUUUCCACAUAAAUAUCAUCUUUUCAAUUGAUUAAACUAAUCGAAUCUGAGAAGCUAUUUAAGUUUCAACUUUGCAUUUUUGUGUAUUUCCUCUCAUUCAUUCAUUUGCGUGACAUGUACAGGAUAAAUCUGAUGAAAUUUAAUUUUAUUUAAAAUAUUCUGAUCGCCAAUGAGAUAAUAAAUACAAAAUAUAAUGAGGAAAGGAGAAAGGAUCGGUCGUGAGAAGCAAAAAGAAAACAACCAGGCAGCAAAGAGGACGAAGACAUCGUCUGUAAGAAGAUGUAUCUUUAAUGACGACGAGCGGCCUAUAUUCAGUUGUCGGGUUCGUUUUCUGCUGUCACGGAUGCCGUGCGAUGUGCUGGCGUACAAGAUAAAUGGCGGAUAAAAAGGUACCGUCGCUGUGUACCAUGCUGUACCGACCUCUUUCCUAUAAAAGCGGAGAUCGGCCGCCCCUUCAACCCUUCCCUCGUUUCCCUAAAACUUUCAGCCAGGCUUUACUCGCCUCUCGAUAAACACUAAUUGCAACCGCUUAUUAAAUUGCUUCAAGCUUUUCGCCGACCGAUCGUAAUUAUAAAAAAUCUUAAUGGCAUUGGCAUUUCUAUCAUUAGUUUUAUUACGUAAUAACAUUCGACACCUAAUAUUCAAUUCUCAUUACAUUGAAAUGUUCAGGAAUGCUAAUUUGCAUGCUAAACUAUAAUAAGUAUAUUUUUUUAAUGUUGGAUUUAUACAUGAUGAAAAUAUCUACACGUGAGGAUGUAGCUAUAUAAUUUUAUUUUAAUACUUGUAUUAAAAGCAGAAAAUUCUGCUUGAAGCAUUUUUUAUUCUGGCACUUUAAAACGAAAAAAUUCGCACGAGAUGUACCAGUAGGAAUUAAUUUUAUUGUGGCAAUAUUCGCACGUUUCGGAAGCGUGCAUGGAGCGCGCGGUCUAUCUAGGUGAAUUUUGAUAGCAAAGAAGGCGCAGCAAGCCAAUCCAGCCGUUGCGUGACCGCAACCACUUCGGGAAUACCAGUGCAAUACUAUUCAAAACCCCGGGACACAGGUGCUCCAGCACCGCUUCCGUGCCAUUGAAUUGGCUACGACUAUCGUGCGACUAUUUGCACGAUGUCGUGCAAUUUGUACACACGCGUGCGUUUGGAAGCCUCGGAAGAAUGCCGCUGGAAAUACUUCGUAAAAUACAUCUCUUUUGUUUCUGUUUAAACAAGAGAAAUUUAAUCCUUUGUUGUUUCGCAAAUAAAAAAUUAUUCGUAUCUCGAAUAAGAAAAUUGGACACAAAAUAUCAUUAAAAAUAAUUAAUUGAAAAUUUCAUAAAUGACAAAAGAGGCAACAGUUCCGGCAUUUAGAUUAAUCUUUCGUGCAAUUAGAUCAGAUUUAUUCAGAUUUUGCGUAUCUCGCGAAUAUGAAUAAAUCAAUAAUCCAAACUGCAACGCCACUUGCGUGUGUCAACAGUACAUAAAUUGUAUUAUAACAUUGCAGUGUAACAGUGCAGCAAACUUUUCACGUGAGCGAUACUUUAAUCUCGGCCAAAUUAAUCAACCAACCGAUCUGAUCGGCAGUGAAUUACGAUCCAGCUUGUGGAUUCGUGCUGAGGCCGAGGUCGUGACCAUUACAAAAUUCGCUUGCCUUUUCCACGACGUGGAAAAAGCAGCAUCCGUCUGAUCUUUUCUCGCCGACAUUGAUGGACGAGACGAUGAUUGGUAUUCGGGGUUCGAACGGUGAAAUAAAGUACCGCCCCUAAGUCUGAUCCUGAUGUAGUACUAUCCCUUCCGAGGUUUAGCAAUUUCGUUUCGGAAAAGUGGGACAUCCGAGAACGCGUCAUCGGAAAACGUCCGAGUCGAAUGGUAUAAAGAUACUGAAAAUAAUCUUUUUAUAGAUAUAAAUAAGGCAUUUUCUAGAUACAGAAAUACGUUGAAUUUUUAUAUACUUAUCUGUUUCGUGCGUUUUAUGAAGAUAAAUAAAUUGUAUAAUGAUAAAAAUGUGUCCACGAAACGAUCGACUCCAAUAAAAAUUUUCUUCGAGUAACUUGGACCCUAUAAAAUGAAUAUUCUUCAACACGACGUUCGAUUACACCUUUUCCCACGGACGACAAAAAGAAGGAGCCAACGACAAGAAACGGAAAGGCGGAACGAACGAACGAGCGAAGCGUACGCGAAAGUUCGCAAAGCCGAGGAAUUUCCGGGCGUCCCCGCGCGUGCACUUUGCUCGCAGCCGCGCUACUUUUCCACGGAGAAAGAACGGGGGAGGUGAUUCGCCACCGUCAAAAACCGCUUCCCGUCUUUUCUUCUCAGGCGAAUAAACCGCGUCGCACGUACGGCGAAUUCGCGAUGGAGAAAAAAAAGGAGCGCGCACUAUGAAAAGGGAACAUUUUGGUUAAAGGAUUUUCUUUUCACCCUCGCUGUUAUUCACGGAGUGUAAUAUCCAUUUCAUCCUCUCGCCGAAACCCAUCGCGUAUCUUCUGCUGUCGCGUGUACUUUUAAUGUUCAUAUUGCCACUUUUGCCUAAUAUGAUAAUGGUGCAUUAAGCACACUCAAACUCCAUUUUUCUCUCGAUCUUUCUCCAUUCGUCAUGCAGAUCGCGAUAAGAUAUCUAAAAAUGUUGAUAUUUUUUCAGUGAUAAUGAUUGAAUAAAUAAUAGUCAAAAGUUAAUAUUUCUUUUUUUAAUAAUAUUACAGAUAUUAUUGCAUAUUCUCUGUAGCUUUCUCUGUACCAUUAUUAUGUAAUAUUUGUUAUAUAUAAUAUAUUACUAUUUUAGUGUUUGUUUAAUAACGUUUGUAACAUGUUUGUAAGAUUUAAUUAUUUUUAUUUUUUAUGUAGAUACAUUAAAUAUAUUUUAUGUAUGAAUUUAAAAAGUUUUAUCUUUAAUUUUAAUCUUGAAGUUUAAUCUUUAAUUUUUCGAAUUUUGAAACUUGACAUCACGAAUCGAUUAUGUCACUCAAAACAAAAGGUGCGAUAUAACAACCCUCGUUACAAGAGGAUUUAAAAUUAAGACACAAAUUCAAGAAUUUUUUGAUGACACGUACUAUAGCUACCCAGUUUCGAGGGACUCCUAAGCACAUCCAGAAGGGUGGAAAGUAUUAAUUUGAGCCUUUGACUUGGGGAGCAAGAAUCAAGGGCAUGGAAGUAAAAUAUUGAAAUUCUUCUCCCUUGUGACAUUUCAAAAGGCAAGCCUAUUUUAUCGAAAGUUCGAAAUAAUUAUUAUUACUAUUACAAAAUUCACGUAUCAUUAUUUAUUAGCAAAAUUAUAUAAUGAUAUAAUAAUUAUAUAAAAUAUAGUGGUGUAUGUGUAUAAUUAGUUAUUAUUAAUUUACAACAGAUUUUCGUGCCUGUAUUAUUGUUCUCGCUUUUCACUUCUAAUAAAAAUCUUUGGUAAAUACAGGAAUUCCUAAUGUAUAAAUUCACAUUAAGUCAAACACUGGAGACAAAAGUGAAUAGAGCGAACAAAGACAAAUAAAGUUCAGCGUUUCCAGUUUUACUGAUAAAAGUAAAAAAA